GCCCCCAACACACCUAGAGCCUCCCCCAAGCACAAGCGGUCUGGAAGAAGCGCGCGCGUUUUUACGCAACCGGACGCGCGACGCGCGGGAACAGGCGUUGUGGGCGGGGCCUGGCCAAUCCCCGCCCCUGGACCGUCACAUCGCCGCCCCCGACUGCGCGAGCUGGGGCGGUUUCCGGUUCAGUUCCACAGUUUCGUCCUCCGCUGUCCGACGCGUCCCCCAGCUCCCGUCGGAGCCUCGCCCCUGCCGCCGCCAUGUCAACAAGUGGCCCUGGAAGCUCAAGUAAUGCCUCUGGCAGUAAUCGUCGCCUUCAGCAGACACAACACCAAGUAGAUGAGGUGGUUGAUAUCAUGAGAGUGAAUGUGGACAAGGUGUUGGAACGAGAUCAGAAGCUGUCAGAGUUGGAUGACCGUGCUGACGCACUGCAGGCGGGAGCUUCCCAAUUUGAGACCAGUGCUGCCAAGCUGAAAAGAAAGUAUUGGUGGAAGAACUGUAAGAUGUGGGCAAUAUUGAUAGCAGUUGUUCUCAUCAUCAUCAUCAUCAUCAUCGUCUGGAGUGUGUCCUCAUGAGUUGCAAGAAGAAAUGCAAACCAGCAGAAGCCAUCUCUCUCCUUCAAACCUGCUGUAUUUUCAAGCUCUCACCUACUGAUGUAUAAAGCAAAAUUAUUUUGAUUAGUCAUGUUAACUUUCUCUGGUUUAUAGGAAAUGUGCCUUUAUUUAAAAGUUACACUUUUAAUUUUAAAAUGCUAAUAAGCACAGCCCACAACUUGCACAGUGCCUUGGUAAUCUUGAGUAUGAGCUGGUGAAGAGGAUUUCAUGUUUGCAUUUCAGAAUCUAGAAGCAGUGUAUUGUUGCCACUGACUACUGCGUUCUAGAUAAAUUGCAAGAGUAUGUUUGCGUAUCUGUUCUCUUCGCUGUCUCCUCCAGGUCCCAAUUUAAAGGUCUCUUCUGACACACUACUAAAGGGGUGGGAACCAAAUCUUAAAUUUGUGCCUUCUUGGAAGAAACUCUUAACACGUCUGCCAUUUUAACAGACUUUGCCUGCCUUGCCAUACUCCAUUAAUGCCUUCUGACUAGUUGUGGAAGAGCCUGCCACCCUUGUAAACACUACUUGUCGUUCACUGCUGUUUUAUGAAUAUGCAGUUAAAUUCUGUUGUUGAAGUUCUAAAGAUUUGAGCACUGAACCGUUAGUGCUGCCUUGUGGUAAUUGUUAUUAAACACUUCCCUAUAUAAGGUGUUUACAUUCUCUUCAAAAGACAGUCUGUCACUUUCUGGUGUCAGUUUAAUCUGAAAGAGUACCUUUAAAAAUGUUUAGUGUUUGUAAUGUAGACACUUACCAAAGUUGGUUUUGUUUGGGGUUUUUGUCUUUUGCCAAAAAGUAGCUCAGUGAAGACUUUUCUCUGCAAGCCAGCAAGAUGUUUCCAGUGUAGAAUCAGUGCCAAAUGUUGUUUAAAAUUUUAUAUAUAUAUAUAUUUAUAUGUAAUCUGUUUGCAUUACUUCACAAAUUGUCUUCCUUCUCAACUUGUCCUCAGAGUGAGUGAGGCCCCUAGGACUUCAGGAAAGGCUAGUAACAAAUGCUGUUGCCUCUUCCCUCUUAUCUCUAAACUUUUUAGGUAUGGGUGAUUACUCUCCAUGAGGAGGGAAAGAAAUAACUUGGUGCUUCACCCAGUCGCCACGUUGUGUACCCUCUAAAAUGUAUGUUUCUAACUUCUUCCCAGUCCUUGUUUCUACUUCCUCCGUAUAGUUUUUCCUUUCUCUUGUCUCUUUUUUUCCUCCCUUACUUUUUGGGGUAGAUUUGCAAGUAGCUACGCUGAAAUUGAUUCACGAACCUAAUCGACGUAGCUUACUUCUUUGAGUGUUGGAUGUUGCUUUGACUGUUGAGUUAUCACACAAAAAAUGAGCCAGACUCUUGAUGGACAAAUAC
Messenger RNA from Dermochelys coriacea (leatherback sea turtle), 1923 nucleotides. RefSeq names its product vesicle associated membrane protein 3 (gene VAMP3). The record is from RefSeq and is a predicted model, not a curated record. Lineage: Eukaryota; Metazoa; Chordata; Testudines; Dermochelyidae. Gene Ontology annotation, biological process: vesicle-mediated transport; SNARE complex assembly; vesicle fusion. Gene Ontology annotation, cellular component: SNARE complex; plasma membrane. Gene Ontology annotation, molecular function: SNAP receptor activity; syntaxin-1 binding. The coding region runs from base 255 to 569 and encodes 104 amino acids. The transcript is spliced from 5 exons.